Molecule: messenger RNA, 1307 nt
Organism: Sipha flava (yellow sugarcane aphid)
Lineage: Eukaryota; Metazoa; Arthropoda; Insecta; Hemiptera; Aphididae
Product: probable protein phosphatase CG10417
Exons: 7
Coding region: 188-1195 (335 amino acids)
Biological process (GO): protein dephosphorylation
Molecular function (GO): cation binding; protein serine/threonine phosphatase activity
Source: RefSeq, a predicted model, not a curated record
CCGUCUCGGACGCCACCCGGUUCGCGUGUUCUGCGCGACGAUCGGGGACGACCCAGUACGGACGGAAGAGUUGUUGAGACAAGGAGUUGCCGGUGUGGCCGUUUGCUUGGAGCCUGUGGUGCGGUGCGCCGUGGACAUCAUUUUCGCGUUGCGACGACGGGGCUGGCGGCGGGCACGUCGCUCGCGGAUGGGCACUUUCCUGAGCAAACCGAACACCGACAAGGACUCGCAGGACGCGCAGGACGAACGGUCAACGUGCGGCGUCAGCGCGAUGCAGGGAUGGCGCGCGAAACAAGAGGACGCUCAUGUCUGCAUAUUAGAUUUCGAUGAUGAUGUAUCACUGUUUGGUGUGUUCGAUGGACACGGUGGUGCAGAAGUAGCUCAGUAUGCAGUCGAGGUGUUGCCUUCCUUUAUCAAGAAUGAAUUGUUCAAAAAUGGAGACUACGAAAAUGCUUUGAUUAAAGCUUUUCUGGAUUUUGAUGACAGUCUGACCAAGCCGUUGGCAUUAAGAAGACUGAGAACUCUUAGACUGAAAAACGUUAAAGCCGAAGAAAACGGAGAGAAAAUUGUAUCAUGGAUUGUCAAUUUAUUUGAAAAUGGUGAUGAAGAUGACGAAAAACUUGUAAAAACUGAAUUGGCUGGAAAAGAUAGUGGAUGUACAGCAAUUGUAUCUUUGUUAGUAAAAAAUAAAUUAUACGUUGCUAAUGCUGGUGACUCCAGAUGUGUAAUAUCCAUGAACGGCAAAGCUAAUGAUUUGUCAAAAGACCAUAAGCCUACAGAUGAAGCAGAGUUAAAAAGAAUUCUUGCAGCUGGUGGAAGAGUUUCAAGUGAUGGAAGAAUAAAUCAUGGCCUUAAUUUGUCUCGAUCCUUCGGUGAUCAUUUGUAUAAGACAAAUAGUCUGUUUUCAAAUACUGAACAAAUUAUCAUUGCUCUCCCUGAUGUCCAGACUGUUGAUUUAAAUCCAGAGAACGACAAUUUUAUAAUUUUAGCGUGCGAUGGUAUUUGGAACACCCUAUGCAGCCAGAAAGUUGUUGAUUUAAUAUCAAAUCGUAUCCAUUGCCCAGAUAUCAAAUUAUCAUUAAUUUGUGAAGAAUUAUUUGAAGUGUGUUUAGCUCCUGAUACUUCUAAACCUGGAGUCGGCUGUGAUAACAUGACAUGUAUUAUUGUGAAGUUAAAACGUCACCAGAAAGAAUGAAUUAUGGACUAUUAAUCACAAUGAAGUAUAGUAUUAUAUGACCUUAGGGCAGCAUUUUAAGAAUCUGAAAUAGUUACAAUCAAACUAGAAUAUAUAAAUGUAAUAUUCCUUU